Messenger RNA from Polyodon spathula (Mississippi paddlefish), 2436 nucleotides. RefSeq names its product organic solute carrier partner 1b (gene oscp1b). Gene Ontology annotation, biological process: transport. The coding region runs from base 149 to 1324 and encodes 391 amino acids. The record is from RefSeq and is a predicted model, not a curated record. Lineage: Eukaryota; Metazoa; Chordata; Actinopteri; Acipenseriformes; Polyodontidae. Gene Ontology annotation, cellular component: cytoplasm; plasma membrane. The transcript is spliced from 11 exons.
CCCCGUGACCUGGCAACCAAACAGCAGAACACAGACGCUUUCAUCCGUCAGAUACCAUCAGGGAGGAAAAAAAUACGAAGUCAAAACUUAUCUUGCUGACUUCUUGUGUAAAAUAUAGAUUCGGUUUUGGUAAUAGCUUAAGACAAACAUGUCGAUGCGGACUUUGCCCCUCCUUUUUAUUAACCUCGGCGGGGAGAUGCUGUAUAUACUGGAUCAGCGACUACGAGCACAAAAUAUACCGGCAGACAAAGCCAGGAAAGCUGAUUGGACAGCUGGAGACAGGAAAAGAGUUAUGAAUGAUAUCAUCACUACAAUGUUCAAUAAGACAUUCAUGGAAGAACUGUUCAAACCUCAAGAGCUCUACUCAAAGAAGGCACUAAGGACUGUGUUUGAUCGACUAGCCCAUGCCUCUAUUAUGAGGCUUAACCAGGCUAGCAUGGAUAAGCUCUAUGAUCUCAUGACAAUGGCUUUUAAAUACCAGGUACUGCUAUGCCCAAGGCCUAAAGACAUUUUAUUAGUCUCAUUCAAUCACAUGGACGCAAUCAAAGAUUUUAUCCGGGACUCGCCUAGCAUUUUUAACCAGGUGGAUGAGAUCUUUCGUCAGCUGAUAGAGAUGUACAGCAAUCUCCCUGCUGGCGAGUUUCAGCUCAUCAGACAGACACUGCUCAUCUUCUUCCAGGACAUGCACAUCAGAGUGUCCAUUUUUCUGAAAGAUAAAGUACAGAAUUCCAAUGGUCGCUUUGUGUUGCCAACCUCUGGACCCGUUCCAUAUGGAACUCAGAUCCCAGGACUUAUCAGAAUGUUCAGUUACAAUGGUGAUGAAAUGAAAAAAUGUGAGUUCCCGAAUGGUGGAAGCUACACCAGUCCUCUUCAGGAAGGAUCGUUUGACCUGUACGGAGACAGAAUACUAAAACUGGGAACAAACAUGUACAGUGUCAGCCGCCCUGUUGAGACUCACAUGUCAGGGACAUCCAAGAGUUCUGCAUCACACGCCAAGGAGAAUGCUGCCCCAAACCCGCUUGCUAAAGAAGAAUUGAACCUGUUGGCAAGACUUAUGGGGGGUCUAGAAGUGAAGAAGACGACUGGAUCAGAGUCAGGUUUCCGGGUAAACCUUUUCUCAACGGAUGAGGAGGAAGAGGAGGCUGCAAUAUUAAGACCUUCAGAACUUUCUUAUCAAUUCAUCAACAUACAGGCUACACAGGACCAACAAUCAAAUGAAGAGCUUGCUCGAAUCAUGGGGGAGUUUAAAGAAGAAGAUCCGGUCAGCCUGAGCCCCUGCAGCAAAGGAGAUGAUCUUCUUGCCAUGAUGGAUGGACUGUUGUGAAGAAGAGACCGUGCCAUCCAUACACAUUUUAUUGCUUCACUUUGUAAAAUGACAUGCUGCUAGGUUUUUGGGGGGGGGUUUUACGAAAAAGAGAGAAGACCGCCUGUAUGUUAUCAAUUUGAAUGUUUUGUGAUGUGAAUGUCUGGCUUUUAAUGGUGUAAAGCUGUUCUACAGGUGAAUCCCUAUUUGGGAGCCUGUUUGUUAAAAAAAAAAAAAGGGGGGUAUGAAUUUAAUUGUCCCUACAGACAAGCUUGGUUAUCAAGUAAUACUGUUUAUUAUUAUUAUUAUUAUUAUUAUUAUUAUUAUUAUUAUUAUUAUUAUUAUUAUUAUUAUUAUUAUUACCAUCAAACAAAAGGUUAAACUGUUGAAGAAGAAUAUAGACUGAAAUCAAGGGAUUCUAUUUUUGUGUAAAAUUGAAUCUGAUAUUGGGCACUGCAGAUUAACAGGGGAGAGCCUGCAGUUGUUAUAAUUUGUAUUCUUCAAUCAGUGGCAGAGACAAAGACAGACUUGUGCAGUGUAACCCCCAAAUAGUUACAUUUAAACCAGUUUGUGUGUAUAACUGGUACUUUAUUUGGGUGUUCACACUGUUAGUGCCAGUUUUAAACACAGGCGUUAUGUUUUACACUAUUUUGAAACCGUAGUUAGCAGGUAACCGUUGACAAUCUGCACAGUGUCAUGGGGAAUAAAGAUGUUUUUGAUUGCACCUCUGUGCUUGUGGACUUCACUGCUCUCAAAACAAGUGGUACCACAGAUUGCCAUGCAAUAUUAGUUCAUGUAAAGUUUUGUAAAGCUGUCAGUGCAAUAUUUUAAACUCCCCUUGCCUCCAUGUUUCAUAAUGUUGCUGGUGCUGUAAAGUAAAAUGCAGUUAUUUACAAGGGGUGAACGAAUGAGGGAAGCCCACUAAAAGACAAUAUUAAUUGUAUAUUUGAUCAGCUGAUCUGCAAAGAUUAACUGAAUGCUGGCAUACAUGUUAACACUUGUAGCGUUUUGAAUCCCACCGCACUGAUACUACAUGGAUACAAUGGAAAAUGGAUAUAUUCAUUUACAAAAUGUACAGCAGUUUGUGAUUAUGUAGAUUUACUUUUGUAAGAAACUGCAUGUUUUAAUAAAAC